Molecule: messenger RNA, 742 nt
Organism: Balaenoptera acutorostrata (minke whale)
Lineage: Eukaryota; Metazoa; Chordata; Mammalia; Artiodactyla; Balaenopteridae
Product: multidrug and toxin extrusion protein 1
Exons: 4
Source: RefSeq, a predicted model, not a curated record
AUGGCUGAAAAAUUACUGAAAGCAAAAGACAUCAGUGAGAUGGUGAAAUACGAAAGUCUGUGGUUAGGGAUAAUCAUCUGUGCUGUCUCUCAGGCUGUGUGUUUUCUAAGCUUUAUUGCCCGGCUAAAUUGGAAAAAGGCCUGUCAGCAGGCUCAGGUACCUGCCAAUUUGAAACGAAACAUGGCCCAGGACAGGACUGCGGCUCUCUCCCAGGACCCACUUUGCCCAGCAGGCCCUGAAAACCAUGGAGGAAUGUGGAUAAGAGAGGUUGAAAAAACAGAGGAGAUUCAGUCGGAUCAGCAGACAUGCCAGGUAGAGUGUUUUGAGGUUCAUCCAAGGGCCGCGUGGAAAUUAUCUGGGAGAUAGCUGGCGCUGCGGCGAGGGCUGCUGCUCUUCGGGGUCAUUGUCAUCUUGCUGGUGGGGAUUUUAGUGAGAGUCUAUGUCAGAAUUCAGUGAUGUGGCGAGACAGAGAGAGAGAGGGAGAGGGAGAGGGAAAGGGAGAGAGAGAGUAGGCCAAGGGAUGCUUCUGACCUUACCAACAAAAAUUCAUUGGCCCAAAGGUGGCAGUUCGUUUUCAGUUAACGUUAUUCAGCUGUGCCCAUGGAGGUCAAGAACAGAGUUCCAAGAUAUAUUUUCUGAUGAAGAAAAGGAACGAAGGUAAAAAGUACGUGCUAGUCCAAAACAACGUCUGGAAGAUUACAUCCACCAUCAUUUCAACCGAAGACCACUGUGUACCGGAUGC